Paralichthys olivaceus (Japanese flounder) is the source of this 5231-nucleotide messenger RNA. RefSeq lists its product as uncharacterized. Gene Ontology annotation, molecular function: DNA endonuclease activity; protein binding. Gene Ontology annotation, biological process: double-strand break repair via homologous recombination; resolution of meiotic recombination intermediates. NCBI's taxonomy places the organism in Eukaryota, Metazoa, Chordata, Actinopteri, Pleuronectiformes, Paralichthyidae. The record is from RefSeq and is a predicted model, not a curated record. Gene Ontology annotation, cellular component: nucleoplasm; cytoplasm.
GCGGGACUUCCGGCUUGAGAGGGGAUGUUUGUUUGUUUGGAGGGAAGUUUGACUCAAAGACUCGAUCACAGCAAAACACGAGAAUAAACAUCCGCUGAACUUUUCUCACGGCUCGAAAACAACUUCCCUCCGAGUACUCAGGAUGCGGAAACAAUGAUUUGAUGGUCCACUCUUGGUUCAUCGUAUAAAACACUAGUGCCUCGCGACCCUUAAUGAGUCAAUGGCGUUCACAGGAUGUUUGUCGCUCUUAGCCCCGCUAGCUAACGUUAGCCUCCAUUGAAAGCCUGCCACGGCUCGGCUGCACGGGUUCAGGCCGCGGGCUGAAGAUGAAGGUUCGCGGUCAGAGAUGGUAAACGGACCUAGAUGAUCAUGGAUCGAAGGAAGAGGAGUCUGGAGGAUCAGCUGUGUAAAGCUGUGAACGAUGGAGAACCCAGAUCUGUGCAGCUGCUUCUUUCACAAGGCGCUCGUCCCGACCUGUUGGGUUGUGAAGGGGUCACUGCGAUACACUUGGCUGUUGGCAAAGAGACGGAGAAGAACACGCGUUGCUUGAAAAUGAUGCUGCAAUAUGGAGCGGACCCCAAUAUUAGGUCGUCCGAGGGCCUGACUCCUCUUCACAUUGCUGCACUGUGGGGAUGUUAUCAAAAUCUGAAGAUGCUCUUGAUGAAUGGAGGAGACCCAAACAUCACAGACAAUAAAGGGAAUACACCAGGGCAGCUUGCAGUGCAACAGGAGAAUCGAAAAUGUGGCCUUCUCCUCCAGGAAUACCAGGCCAGCUCAGUAGAAACAGAGGAGGACGACUUUCCUCAAUUUCAGUACUCUGUGUAUUCAGACCAAACAGACACGUCCAGCUAUCCUGCCUCAGACUACAGCUUCAGUUCCCACUCGUCUAUGAUAAGUGACUUUGGUGAAGCCCCAUUAAGCAGCACAAGGCGCUCAUCAUUUUUUAACCUUGCUAACAUGAACGGGAGGCCAAGUUGCAGAGGAGUAUCACAUAACAGACUUUCUAAUGUGGACUCAAUGAGACAUCACAACCAGGACUGGAACAGUUCCUUUGCACACUGCGCAGCUGAAGGUCCCUCCAUACUAUCAAGCACUCGCAUGUCUGCAGUGGGACUGCCGAUCCUUAUGGAGAAUGAGUUAUUUACAAAUGAUGAUGUGUUCAAGUCAAAAGCAAAUGCCCAUGCUGAGGGCAGAAUCUCUCCCUCUAGAAGAAACACUCUCCCAGCACUGCCCUCUAGGGGUACAAGUCGCAAGAGCGUGAGCUUCAGGGAUGUCGAUGAAUUUUUCCCUGUUUUUAGUCCCGAAUCUCCCAAACAGCAGCACCCUGUCGAUGGCAACCAGUGCACCAGCAACUUAACCUUUGACCUUUCUGAGUACUCUGACUUCCUGGAUUCAGAACGUAUGGCCACUGUUUUACACAAGCAGGGUAUUGACGUCACAUCACCGGAUCAUGUCUAUGUUUUCUGCAGGGAGAGCAGCACGAGCACAGAAGAGGACAUGGAGAAAACAGUCAUCAGUCGUUGUGCUUUGGAAGGGAGUGAUGAUGAAGAGGAGAGGGAAACAGUAAAAGUGGCUCAAGUUAAUGUAGCUGAACAGCCAGCACGGCCCUGUGGGAGCAGCAGCGGCACAGCUAGUAGUGAUUACAGUAGCUGUGAGAGUGACCAUUACACCAGUGCUCUGGAUGCGUCUGUACAACCCAGACAUGUUUUAAACCCUGCAGAGGAGGGGGCGUCUGUCGGGCAUGAAUCUGCCAAAAAACCUGAGAUUUCUACAGACUGUGAUUCUGGAUGUAUGUGGCGAGCUGGGAAUCUCACUCCUGUUAAACCCCACAUAGAUUCCGAACCUGAAACUACAGAGCAUUUACAGAAAAUCCUUGAUAAACUGUCCAUGUGUGAGAUAAAAUCCCCAAACAAUUAUGCGUUUGCAUGUAAUGGUCCUGUUGUGGGUACUUCAGGUGAAGGUGGUGUUGACGAGGCGGCUACAGAGCUAACGACAGAUGCCAGAUCUGAUGAUGCAGUUCAGGUUUUAGAGGAAGUAGCUGAUCUCCUGUUCACGCCAAGUCCUUUCGUAACUGGCAGGACUCGCUCCAGGUUGAGUCGUUGCUCACAGAGAACAAGCAAAACGCCAGAGAGCCUCCUUCUCACAUCAUCUCUGUUUGAGGAGACCCUGCCUUCACCAGUUCGAACACGCCACCAGACGCCGAGGUCUCAGAGCACUAAAGACUAUUACAGUUCACCACAUGUGACUCAUUAUACGCCAUCAUAUUUAGGGAGUAGCACAGGAGGAGACACCUUACCUGCAGAUUGCAAAGACACGCAGUCCAGCACCCUGAGAGCUGGUUCAAGUGUUAGCCAUAGCCAAGAGGAUACCAUCAUCCUCCCCAAAAGUGUAACUGAAUCACAGACUUUGUCAGAUACAGUCCUACUGGGGGAAAACCAGGACUCUGUAAUGGAUGCUUAUGAAAAAAACCUUGCAGAAGUUUUGCUUGCUAUGCGAGGCCAAGACAGGGAUGUUGCUGAAAGUUUGGAUUUUAUGACCGAUGAUUUGAUGAGUACAGAUGAGGCAACAACAAAGGGAAACGUAAAUGAUAACCUUGUAGAGGCCAGAAGCGACAGUGUAAAAAACGAAGAUGUCUGGAUCACUGAGGACUGCAGCUCUCAGCCAGGCUCUGUGUCAUCUUCAUCCAGCUCAAGUUACUUUUCCCCCAGGAGGUCCAGGGAAGACUCUGACCCGGCGAGCACCCCAGGCACAGGAUGCACCCCGAGGUACAGCAUGAGCAGACUGUCGAACUGUCACAGACCACAGCACCUGGCAAACCUGUCUUACACACCCGGAGGGCGUCCGCUCAUUCAGGAUCUGGAUGAAGCGGUGGAGUACCUGUACACUGAUACAGAACAGGGCCACAAGUUGAUCGAGACCCACGUCCCGCCGACUGCGAACACCUCGCUCAGCUCCAGCAUAAGUACCACCACCACCAGCAGCAGCGAGGAGACCAUCCUUUAUGACUGGCGCUCCAUGCAGACGGAAUUGAUGACCAGCGGAGGCAAGGAGAAUCAGAAGCCUCAGAUUGUGAUAAAGAAAGAGAAACACGAUGAGGGGAGGAGUAAUUUCUUGCCAGACACUAAAGGGAUAACGGACCGGGAUCUGAGACUGAGGCUCGUCGAACUGGGGGAGAGUCCGGGUCCCAUCAGCAGCCGCACCAGGCCCACCUACAUGCGAAGGCUGCUCCGUCUGUUGCAGGAGUCCCAAUCACCGCAUCACCAGAAGCAGUCGGACCAGCCGCAAACUGUUGGUUUCGGUUAUAGUCCAGAGUUGUGUCGGGCCCUGCAGACCUUCCAGCUGCCAGAUUGUCAGACUGACGAGCAGGAUUUAUGCCACCAGUUUGAUCAACCAGAUCAAAACAGGAAGUGGAGGGAGGGCAUCAUCAAGUCCAGCUUCAACUACCUGCUGCUCGAUCCAAGAGUGACGAAAAACCUCCCGUUCCGCAGUCACACCUUGACUCCACAGGAGUGUUUCCAGGCUUUUGUCAACGCCAUAUUUUAUGUGGGGAAGGGGAAACGCUCCCGGCCUUACAGCCACCUGUAUGAGGCUUUAGAGUACUACAGAGGGGACAAGACCUGCAAGAAACUGUGCCCCAAAGUGCAGCACAUCCUCCAGGUGUGGGACGCCGGGCAGGGCGUCGUCUCUCUGCAUUGUUUUCAGAACGUUAUUCCAGUGGAGGCUUACACAAGAGAGGCCUGCAUGGUGGAGGCCAUCGGUCUGAAGAUGCUCACCAAUCAGAAGCGAGGCGAUUUUUAUGGCGUGGUGUCCAACUGGCAGGUGAAGCGUAAAAGGGAGCUGGGCGUCCAUAUGCUCUCCCGGGCCAUGCAGAUCUUCCUGGCUGAGGGCGAGAGGCAGCUCAGACCAGCAGACAUCAGACAGUAGCGACCUCUACAGGAGAGGGGUAUGAACAGCAACAAAACACCAACACAGGGAAAUACCACUAGGAAUAAAAAAGACGGGUUUUAACCUCAGGAUCCCUUUGAGCUGUUUGUUAUUAUUAUAUCUAGUUUUCCUGUCUUACAUGUGACAUCCUCUGGUAUAAAUAUUUACAUGCUUUGAAUUUGUCAUAGAAGAUCAUCUUGCUUAUACUGUAUAAAAAUUAAGGGAAAACGUGGGAGUGUGGAGAUGAGCAUUAUGAUAAAAUUCAGAAUCAUAACUGCAUCUCUUUCAUCAGUCAGGAAAGACAUUUUAACAAAAACAUUCUUCCCAGUGGGACACUUUUCAUCUCAUGUGCUGCAAUGAUACUUUUAAAUUGAUCCACAACCAAAUUCAAAUAUCUUACGUAGUGUAAUCAGAUUAACUGGUGCUGCACUGAUCUUAUGUGUUCAAGUAUUUUCCAAAGAGGCUUUAUCAUGUUAUUUUUGUAGUGUAAAAAAAGCUGAUGGUGAAUUAAUUAGAGGCCAACAUUUCGUACUUACUACUUAGUUUGAACUUAAAGAAACUCGAUGUCUGUAAAAAAGAUUUGUUCACGUGACUGGUUUCACAUUUCUUUUCUUGUAUAUUUCAAAUGUUUUUACAGAUAAGCCACUCAUGAUGUAGCCUUAUUGGUGUUUUGUAUGUGUUCAAUUCUUUUAGGAAUUUCAAUAUAAUCAGACGUGUGUAGAGACAGGAUGCUUUAAUCUUUCGAUAGUACAACAGAACUUAAAAUCUUCAGAUUUCCAAGUUAGUCACAGAAUUAGUUAGUGUUAUUUCACAUGUUGUAGUGUAGAGUAGGCUAUUCAAACAAACCGGUUUUUAAUGGCUGUUACAACUGAAUGAAAAUUUGAGAUUUGACAUUUGUUUAAAAUAUGUUUUUCAAACAGGUUGGUAGGUAUCAAAACUCUUAAUUACCUCCUCAACGUAAAACACCGUAAAACACCGUAAAACACCGUAAAACACCGUAAAACACCCUCUACAGCAUUAUCACUUAAUUAUGAAAUGAAUUGCGUGCAAACAAUUACCUUUAUUGAUUAAACUUUAAAGCUAUUUUAAUAGUAUGUGGAUUAGGAUGUAGAGACACUUUAUCGGAUUCCAGGUAAAACAUAAAAACUCCCUUCAUUGUGAUCAAUGUUUUCUAGUUUGUCAGUUGUGUAGAAAUAGUUUCCCUUGUUUCAUGUUAAUAACGAAAAGGAACUUCUGCUGUAUUCCUUAUUUUCCCCUUAUUUUGCAUUUAUGUAAAAGAAAAAAAAUACAGAAGACAUAAACUUGAA